Mercurialis annua (annual mercury) is the source of this 1703-nucleotide messenger RNA. RefSeq lists its product as uncharacterized. Lineage: Eukaryota; Viridiplantae; Streptophyta; Magnoliopsida; Malpighiales; Euphorbiaceae. The record is from RefSeq and is a predicted model, not a curated record.
AAUAGCAAUCCAGUUGCAAAUUAUACUCUUACAUCUCUGUUUGACCAUUAUUAUUAGGUUAAAGAGGAUUUGUUGGCUACUGCCUUAGGAUGAUGUUGAUUUAUGCAACUUCCCAGCUUUUACUCUCUUUGUUUAGCUAUAGUUUGAGUCUGCUCUGUUUUUUUAUGCUAAAAUCGGAGACUUCCUUGAAUUGGACAUCAACUUUCACUCCUCCUCAUUCUAAUCCCAAGCUUCGAUACUCCUUGUUUACUGAAUUGCCCAUUGAAGUAAUGACUGGUGAUCAGAAGAAGGCCAUUUCUGGCCUCGCAGAUCAUCUUGGUGCGUCUUCCUUGAUUAACAGCCUUAACUCUCCGGAUAGGCUGUCCCAAGACAUUAUAUACUGCAAACUUGCCGACCCCCCUCCUACGCACGUGGGGUUCUCUUCUUCUCCUCCUUCAUCCUUGUCACAAUACAGUGAGGAUGCCAUAGUGCAUCAACACGGGCAGAAAGAAGCCCGGGGUGGACCAUAUGCUGCGAUGGUGGAAAUUAAGAAAAUAUGUUUGGAUGUUGAUACCUUCAAUUAUGCAGCUGCAAUGCUAAAGCAUUUCAGGUCGCUUAUCCAAAAUCUUGAGAAUGUGCAUCCAAGGAAGAUGAAACGUGAAGAGAAGCUUACAUUCUGGAUUAACAUUCAUAAUGCUCUUAUCAUGCAUGCAUAUUUAGCAUAUGGCACUCGUGUAAAAGGUGCCUCUAUUAUGAAGUUGUACAUUGCAUCAUAUAAUAUUGGUGGACACUGCAUAACUGCGUCUAUUAUACAAACCUCCAUUUUUGGGAUAUGGUCACACUCCUCAGAACAGUGGCUACAAACACUUUUUUCUCCAGGAAGAAAAUCUAAGACAGGGAGCACUAGACAUGUAUAUGGAUUAGAAUACGCGGAGCCACUUGUUCACUUUGCACUAUGUACAGGGGCAUACUCUGACCCUGCGGUUCGAGUAUACACGGCAAAGAAAAUAUUUCAAGAGCUGAAGGUGGCUAAAGAAGAGUACAUGAUGGAUACGCAGUUGACCCCAGUACAUAUAGUCAAAUAAAUAUGGUAGACAGCAGAUACCAAACAGCUGUCAUUAGUCAGUAGACGCAGAUCCUAACUGAUAUGAUCUUUGGAAUCCGGAAAGAUUGGGAUUGACUUAAUCCCUAUUUUCCAGCAUGAGUCCGAAUUAAACACAAUCACAAGAAGAUGACCUUGGGUCAAUUACUGAGAAAGAAUUCUAUAUAAAUAGACCGAAGACCAAAGGUUGACAAGAGAAGAUCCUACCAUUCGCAGAACCAUCAGUACAUAAAAGCUCGUGUGCAUAUGGAGAAAGAGGGGAAGAUAGGGGUGCCAAAAAUACUUGAUUAUUUUGCAAAGGAUAUGUCGAUGGAAAUGUGUGGUCUGCUGGAGGUAAUAAGUGGGUGCCUCACAGAAGCGCAACAGAAAGCAAUGGGAAAAUGCAGCAGAGUAGAGCCCCAUAGUAAGUAUAUCCAUUGCCGUUACCACAAAGUUGUUCCUUCCGGUAUGUCAUACAUCGAGAUUUAGCCAAGGGGGGGGGUGAUUUUAAAUUAUACGUCAUUUCUUUCUUUAUAAGAUAAAUUGUUAUGUUUUUUUCUUGAAAGAUAAGUAAUAAGUAAAAGUAUGUAUGUAGUGAUUAUGUACAAACGAAAUGAAAUGUCAGUUUUUCUUUCUUUUCAAA